AAUGAGUUUAGGUUUCAAGUUAUACAAUACUAAUACCAAUAAUGAAGUAAUCAACAAGAGAAGGAAACUAAGUAUUGGAAGUGAAGGAAGUGAAUCAACUGGAGAGAAAUUAAAUGAAAGCUUUAAUAGGUUAACUUUAAGUGGUGGAAAUCCGUCAAGUUCUUUUUAACCUUAUGUUAAGAUUGCAAUCACUUAAGUUCAAUAACCAGAAAGAACACUUCCUUAACCAUAAUUAAUGAUGGGGAUUCAAAAGUAUCUCAAAUUGGGAGAAGAAUUAGAUGUUUCAGAUAUCUUAACUAAACCUUUAAAUGAUUUAUAACAAAUACAUAACAAUUUAACACAAACCUAAUAAAAAUUCCAUUUCAUUCCUUUUGGAAUGCCUGCCAAUUAUGAAAAAUUAAUGGCUGAGGCUUAGUAAGUUCUCAAAACAGAAAUAAGAGUUGAAGAAGAAAGAUAGAAACGAUCAAUUGAUGACUAUCUCAUUGAAUAGAAAUUAUUAUAUCCAGGGUAGAAAUUAAGUAAAGAAGAAAGAGCGGCAAAAGUAGCUGCUUAUUUAGAAAAAAAGAAAAAUAGAUAAUGGAAAUAAGUUAAGUAAUUAUUUUGUUUUAUUUAGUAUAGAUACACUGUCAGAAAGAAUCUAGCUGAAUUUCGAUAAAGAGAAUAAGGUAGAUUUACUAAAACAGAUAAACCUCGUUUCAACUAAAGUUUAAUAAUGUUAGAUAAAGAAGAAAGAAAAAUGGAAACAUUAACUAAUUCAUAUUCUUGAU
This is a messenger RNA of Paramecium pentaurelia, 767 nucleotides long. The record is from the annotation of a GenBank genome assembly. NCBI's taxonomy places the organism in Eukaryota, Ciliophora, Oligohymenophorea, Peniculida, Parameciidae.